Messenger RNA from Oppia nitens, 1096 nucleotides. RefSeq lists its product as uncharacterized. The record is from RefSeq and is a predicted model, not a curated record. Lineage: Eukaryota; Metazoa; Arthropoda; Arachnida; Sarcoptiformes; Oppiidae. The transcript is spliced from 3 exons. Bases 170 to 1087 code for a protein of 305 amino acids.
UUAAAAAAAUAAUUAAAUUUUGAAAUAAUUUUUAUAUAAUAGUUUAAUUAUUAAUCUAUAUUGUUUCGGUUAAAAUACUUUUUAAAUAUUUUUAUAUCUAUAAGUUUUUAAUAUCUAUAUAUAUAUAUACUGUAAUAUUAAUUUAGACAAAACAAAAACAAAACCAACAAUGAAACUAUCAUUAAUGUUUUGUUUUGUAAUAUUUAUUAUUUUGUUGGUUCUAUUAUUUGAUGCUGAUGGACAAAAACAAAACACUAGAAAAGUUAAUCAAAAUAAGGGUCAAAAUGGUGGCAAAAGCAGCGGUAAAUCAACAGCUAAUCGAAAAACUGGUACAAAGGGUUCGACAAACGGUGUCUCAAAAGGUUCGUCUAGUAGUGCCUCAAAAAGGUCGUCAAGCGGUGCCUCGAAGGGUUCGUCUAUUAGUUCCUCAAAGGGUUCGUCAAGUGGUGUCUCAAAAGGGUCGACAAGAGGUACCUCAAAAGGUUCGACUAGUAGUUCCUCAAAGGGUUCGACAAGUGGUGCCUCAAAGGGUUCGACAAGUGGUGUCUCAAAAGGGUCGACAAGAGGUACAUCAAAAGGUUCGUCUAGUAGUUCCUCAAAGGGUUCGACAAGUGGUGCCUCAAAGGGUUCGACAAGUGGUGCCUCAAAAGGGUCGACAAGAGGUACAUCAAAAGGUUCGUCUAGUAGUUCUUCAAAAGGUUCGAAAAGUGGUGCCUCAAAGGGUUCGAAAACUGUUACCACCACAAAAGGUCCUCCAACUGGCGAAUAUGCUUUUGUUAAAACUAACAGAAGAAAAGGUAACUGGUACGGUAAACCCGUACCCCGGGGUCUUAUACCACCUCAAGACAAAGUGCUUGAAGAUAUUUAUUGGACUGCUCUUAAAAAGACACAAAAAUACUUUAAAGAUAUUAUUAUUAAAAUAUGCCAUAAUUUAAGCCAACGAUGUUUUUAUCAUUCGUGUAAUGCCAAUAAUUGCAAAGAAUCUUAUUAUCAUUGCAAAAAUGGGGCAGGGUGGUUUCCAUUUGGUCCGGGAAAGACUACUUGGAAAUGUAGAAAUAAAAAAUGGAUUAAACAAGAAAAAAUAUAAAUAAAUUUU